Messenger RNA from Babesia sp. Xinjiang, 999 nucleotides. RefSeq lists its product as uncharacterized. Bases 1 to 999 code for a protein of 332 amino acids. Lineage: Eukaryota; Apicomplexa; Aconoidasida; Piroplasmida; Babesiidae. The record is from RefSeq and is a predicted model, not a curated record. The transcript has a single exon.
AUGACAAGGAAGGUUGUUUUCGGUUAUAAAUACAAUGCAGAGCGUGUGAAACAAAAGGGUGAAGUACGUAGCAAGAUUUACUUUGAUAUGUACAAGGAUAAACACCCUCUAUAUGUGAUACAUCGAUUCUUGCACGAAAACGAUCCAGACAACACCAACUUUAAAUAUGACCGGGAACUCGCUACCAAACCGCCAUGUACACGAAAUAUAUUCAAACAUUACAAAAAGGAUAACAAACUGAGGUUUUUCUGGUAUGCGUCAGGCAAAAAGAUGCCAAAUGGCCCUUGUAGCCGUUAUAUCAAUUAUGCACGCUCUUUCAACGAAUUUCGAUUCAGCAAACUAGAAAGCUUCUACCAUAUACUGCCAUAUGUACAUCAACACUACAAAGCUGACCCAAGAUACAUAUACUUUAUGAACAGGUUCUUGGCAUAUCACGGGCGUGUUGCGGAAGCUAAGCGGGAGCUUGCAAAGAAGGCGGCUGAACAAGGACUUGACAAACCGGAAGAGUACCGAAGACGCUUGUCAUGGAAAGAAAUAAAGGAACUGCAACGACGAGAGGAGGCUGAGCUAUACGAGAAACACGGGAUCAAGGAACAUAUCGUUGUAAAUAUGGGCGGCGGGAAAAGCUUCGUUGUCAAACCCGAUGGAUUCAAAGUACACGGAGAGUACUACUCACGAAUUGACAAGGCAGAACGUAAAUCGCCAUAUGAUGUUUAUACUCCGUACUACCGAACCGCUAACUCGUCUAAGAGAAGGAGGUUCCGUGAGAGGGGACGACCGCUGGAUCCCGCGGAAAGAUGCAAAACACGGCGAGAACGGCUCCUUAAACGUAAGGCGGAACGUGAAGCUACGUAUGGGCCGAAGGCUUAUGCUAAACAGUUUUUAAAGAAAAAGAAGUCGUUCAAAGUACUUCCGCCUCCUGGAUGGGUUCCAGAAGAGUGCCUAGGCAUGAUAGACGAUGACAAUGUGUCAAGUGAUGUAACAGCAGAAACCACAUGA